Messenger RNA from Penicillium lagena, 891 nucleotides. Its product is annotated as SDR family NAD(P)-dependent oxidoreductase. Bases 1 to 891 code for a protein of 296 amino acids. Gene Ontology annotation, molecular function: oxidoreductase activity. The record is from RefSeq and is a predicted model, not a curated record. The transcript has 2 exons. NCBI's taxonomy places the organism in Eukaryota, Fungi, Ascomycota, Eurotiomycetes, Eurotiales, Aspergillaceae.
AUGGAGGCCGAACAAAGCAAUCAGAACUUCCAGCUGGAGAACUUGUUCAGUGUCAAAAACAAAGUGGCUCUUAUCACUGGCGGCGGCUCAGGGAUUGGGCUUAUGGCUGCACAGGCACUCGCCGUGAACGGUGCCAAAGUAUACAUUACGGGUCGCACAGAGGAAAAGCUUGAAAGAGUCGCGGAGCUAUACAACAAGAACAUUCGCGGACAAAUCAUUCCUAUUACUUCUGACGUCACCGAUAAAGCUUCAAUCGACAAAAUUGUUCAGGAACUCAGCUCGCGUGAGAAGUAUCUUUCUAUCCUGAUCAACAAUGCCGGAAUUUCGAGUAGUAGUGUCACAACCGAGCACGAAGACCCCGACAAGUUACGUCAAUCGCUUUUUGAAGAUGCAGCAGGAGGUACAGAGGAAUGGGAUCGUGUCUUCCGCACGAACGUCUCGCAACUAUAUUUCAUGACCACUGCCUUGCUUCCGCUACUGCAAAAGGGCUCCGAGCAGGAACACGGCUGGUCCAGCACCGUACUUAACAUCACAUCCAUCUCAGGAAUCGUCAAAGUCUCGCAGCAUCAUUUUGCGUAUAAUGCGUCUAAAGCAGCCGCAAUUCACUUGACCAAGAUGCUAGCGCAUGAAGUGAUGACGUCGGGCCUCCGGAUCCGUGUGAACAAUAUCGCGCCUGGGGUUUUCCCAAGUGAAAUGACUGCCAAAGAGAGCGAUGAGAAGCAAAAGAGUGCAAUUCCGAAGGAGAAAUAUGAGGAAAAGGUUCCGGCAAAAAGACCUGGGAAGGAGGAAGACAUGGGGAGUGCAGUCCUUUUCGCGACGACAAAUCAGUACUUGAACGGCGAGACUUUGGUUGUGGAUGGUGGAUAUGUGCUUGCAGCCGGCUCGCUGUAA